AUGAUCUCCGCAGUUCCCCCUUCCCGGCCGGUGUCGGUCAAUUUGCCCAGUGCAUCCAUUACAGGCUCAAGCGCAGGGAAAUCCAACGGCAGUGCAGAGAAUCCCUGCUGGGAUAUCUAUGAAAAUUCCACCUCUGGGCCUAUCACCAGUGAGGACCGAUCUCAUCCCCCAGCAAAAAUCCCCACAUCGACUAUCUCAGCCCCGGCCCAGUCGGGAAUCCAAUUUGUGAACCUCCCAGUUGAGAUCCAUGAAAUUAUUCUGGAUCAGAUCUUUGGGAAAAGAGCCUCGGCUGGUAACCGCAUGGCAUAUGGUGAAUCUUCUGCUCAGAACUGGAUCAAGGCUCUCCAUCAUCCACGUCGGAAGGCCCUUUCCAACUUGGCCUUGACUUGCCGAGUGUGGACUGGACUUGUUCAAAGCCGAAUCUACCGCCAUAUCAGGAUUAAAGGCAGCCUAGAUGAAUUGACCAACUGUGCGCGGUGGUUCAAGAAAAACUGGCACUUGAUUCCAUAUGUCUGUCACAUUGAAAUUUGGGUGCCUAUCUGGGGGGAUCGGGCUCUUUGCCCUACCAUUCCUCGCUCGGAUAUGGAGCAAUAUGCCGCUCAAGCAGCUGCAGGGCGUGUUGUACCCAUGCAGUGGAAUCACGAUCAUCAUCGAGGAGCAGACUUUCUCAAUUAUCACCGUGCAACCAACAAUGCUUCCUUGGAAGAUAUUUUCACUCUUGUUCGGCGGUUUUUCUCCGCUGCCCGAGUUCUCACACUGGAGGGAGGCCAUUGCAAGAAUUCACCUAUGAUCCGACAUUUCCGCCAUGAUCACAGCAUGUACAUGUUUAGGCAGGGUCUCAUCCCCCGGCGCCUUCCUGUUCUUGAGCAUAUACAGACAUUUGUGAUGCGAGGUUCCUGGAACCUGAUGCGACAACUUAACGACUGGUACAACAUCCAACGGGCAUUACCAGCGUUGAGUGAAUGGCAUUGUGCUUGGGCUCAACCACAUCUAAAUGCCUGCUUCAUCACGAUACACAUCUUGACCUACCUUCCAGCUGAAAUCCGACACAUCAAUCUCAGCCUGGAGGGAUUUUACAACACCCAUGAUAGUUUGCUAGCUGGGCUUACUGGACCUCGAAACUCGCUUCCCCCAAUCUGUAGUCUGCUUGGCAGUACAGCUCCACGUUUAGAAUCAUUUACCUACACUGGUCGAGUGUGUUGGUACUUUUUUGAGGCAUUGAAACAACACACAACGACAAUGGGUUCCCGUUCUCCGCUUAAGUCAAUGGAUAUUGUAGUCAAGGCAUGCUGUCACCACCAGCAGGCGGACAGAUCGCAUCACUGGUCGCAGAUGAGCCAGGGAAUAGGUGGAAUUACCAGCAUGGGAUUCAUUCGCGCUUUCGAGGCAAUGGUGAUCAAGGCAAUCGAGUGUCUGUCCGUACUCCCUGCCCUGGAGUACUUGCGGAUCCGUUUCAUUGACCUCGAUUCAAGCUGUCCGCCUCUGAACCCAUAUUUCCAACUUCUGAACAACGAGUGCACAGGCUUAUGGAGUGAUGACAUCCUGGAAGCAUUGCACAUGAACCGACCAUCGGCCUCAUUUGUCGAGCUUACAGAUGGAAUAUACGCGGAAUACGAUGACCAACAAAUUGUUGGCGCCUUGAUGCCCCGAGUCCGCCCACUAGGUAUUCAAGCAAGCAUGUACAGCCUCAUUGCUGAUAACUCCAGCCCUUACUAG
Molecule: messenger RNA, 1716 nt
Organism: Penicillium robsamsonii
Lineage: Eukaryota; Fungi; Ascomycota; Eurotiomycetes; Eurotiales; Aspergillaceae
Exons: 2
Coding region: 1-1716 (571 amino acids)
Source: RefSeq, a predicted model, not a curated record